Messenger RNA from Amborella trichopoda, 771 nucleotides. RefSeq names its product WAT1-related protein At4g08290. The record is from RefSeq and is a predicted model, not a curated record. Gene Ontology annotation, cellular component: membrane. Gene Ontology annotation, molecular function: transmembrane transporter activity. Lineage: Eukaryota; Viridiplantae; Streptophyta; Magnoliopsida; Amborellales; Amborellaceae.
AUGAGGCUCACCAAGGACCUCAUAACACCAAAAUCUCUCUUGGUUACUGAUCCAUAUUUUUCUUCCAAGGAUAACUGGAUCUUGGGUCCCAUUUUGCUUCUACUAAGUGUCAAUGCUUGUUCAUCUUGGAUGAUUUAUCAGACUUGGGGUGUCGAGGAUAAUUCGGGUCCACUUUCGUUGAUUGUAAUGUUGUUCAUGGUUAGCACUCAGGGAGGAGUAGUUGCUUUUAUCUUUGAAAGAUCCCCUGCUGAAAGACCGCACCGCAGCUUUAAGCUCUUUAUUUAUGCUUACAGUGGUAUCAUGUGCUCCGCUUUGCUAUUCUUUGUUCAAAGUUGUUGCAUCAAGAAGAUAGGUCCUCUCUUUGAUUCUGAGUUUAGCCCUCUAUGCAUGGGAGCUAGGAUAAUCACAGAGCCAAUCAUUCUUCAUGUGGACAUUCAUGUGGGAAAUGUAGUGGGGAUUAUCAUAGUCACCUAUGCAUUAUACCUCUUGUUUUGGGGCCAAGGCAAAGAUAUAAUCACAAUUGCAAAGAUAUUGCACUUCAUUAAUGAGGGCAAUGAGAGAAAGGAGGACGAGGAGAAGGCAAAGAUGAAAGACUUGGCUAACCAUAUUGGAGAGGAGGGAAAGGUUGAGAUGAAGAUAUUUGCUAUUCCUAAUAUACAAGAAGGUUUCUUUGAUGAUGAACAAGGAGAGAUGGUUGAGAUGAAUAUUGCCACCAAUAAAAAAUUGGAUGAAUGGCUUCUUGGUGCAACCAUAGAUUGUUUUGAGGACUAA